GGUUUUGAUGGCGGCUAUGGUGGCAGCAUGGGCGGAGGAGGGUAUAUGCAGUCACCAGGAGGCUUUGGCUCCCCUGCACCUACACAAGGAGAAAAAAAAUCUAGGUCCAGAACGCAGCAAAUUGUUCCCUGUACAGUUUCCCAGUUGCUGUCUGCCACCCAAAGCGAUGAACUCUUUAAGAUAGGAGAGGUGGAACUUUCGCAGGUUACGAUAGUUGGCAUAGUGAGACAUGCAGAAAAAGCACCAACAAACAUCUUGUAUAAAGUAGAUGACAUGACUGCAGCUCCGAUGGAUGUCAGACAAUGGGUGGAUACUGAUGAAGCAAGCUGUGAAAAUGUAGUUGUGCCUCCUGGAAGUUAUGUGAAAGUAUCAGGUCACCUUCGUUCCUUUCAGAAUAAAAAGAGUGUAGUUGCUUUUAAGAUUGCUCCUGUUGAAGACAUGAAUGAGUUUGUGUCACACAUGUUGGAAGUUGUUCAUUCUCAUAUGAGUCUCAACACUCAGCCUGGGGGCGGUGGGUCAUCUUUAGCACUCAGUACACCUGGUCGCGUGGGCAUGGAUACUGGCGGCAGCUUCUCUGGAGGAAAUGAUAUGCAUACAAAUGGACUGACACCCCAUCAGAGCCAGAUUUUGAAUCUAAUAAGAAGCUGUAAAGGAAGUGAAGGCAUGGGCUUUGAAGAUCUAAAAGCAAGACUGCAUGGAAUGAAUGUGAAUACUAUCAAACAAGCUUUGGAGUUCCUCAGCAAUGAAGGUCAUAUUUAUUCCACUGUAGAUGAUGACCAUUAUAAGUCAACAGACGGUGAUUAA
Molecule: messenger RNA, 804 nt
Organism: Staurois parvus
Lineage: Eukaryota; Metazoa; Chordata; Amphibia; Anura; Ranidae
Source: the annotation of a GenBank genome assembly